AUGUGCGAAUGUAGACUACAAUGUAACAAUGUAGACAGGUUGGGUCGAAACGACUGGGUGGCAUAUGAUGCAUCUUAUGGCACGUGCAGAGAUUGCCAGGGUAGGCUUUGCAGAUGCCGUGGGAGUGCGCCUCGGGCUGGUGUUGUCUUCCGGGGCUUCGGCCAUCAUCGCGGGGCUUUAGCCUUCUUUUUCGGCAGCGGAACGACCGCGGUACUUGCAUCUUGCAUUCUCUUGCAUUCUCUUGCAUUCUCUUGCAUCUCUUACGCUUUCGUGACAGGAGAGCUUCAUCAGGAAGCACGGGGCCGGCCUCCAAGCGCACGCAACGCUGCCACCUCCCACGCCUCCCCGCCGUCCCGUGAUCGAAGCAGAAGUUUCCGGAGCCACAAGUGGCCGGCAGCAGGUGGAGAGAUGAAGGUGCUUCUGCCGAACCAGGUUGCAGAAGACCUUCAUCAAGACGGGGUCUUGAAAGACAUCGCCAGCAAAUCGAAGGCGUCCGUGGACCUGAUGGAAGCUGUGGGCGAGCUGCACCAGUUCGUUGAAGGGCACCGGCUGCUCAUCAUCCGUGGGCAAGCAGGAAGCGAGCUUCAGGCAGCAGUGGAAGACUUGCUCGGCAAGGCAAGAUUGAACGGUCGAGCGCACGGUCCAGGCGGCUCGAAGCUGAAAAUCCUCCUUCCCAGGCACCUCGCUGCCGUGGUCAUCGGCAGAAGAGGGGCGAACAUCAAGGACCUUCAAAGAACGACAGGCACCAGCGUCCAGGUGGAGAAUGGUUCAACAGGAAUGGAUCGGGUGGCCACGGUGUGUGGAUCUCCCGCAGCCAUUUUGAAUGCAUUGGGGAGGAUCCACAGCUUUGGGACGGAGGACGAGGAAGGGGUUGGCUCCGAUGGUCCUGACAGCCACGACCGCCCUUACGGCCAUGGCCACGAAAGUCCUUUCCAAAGCCGUUCCGGUGAUCAUUCCGGCCCUUAUCGCCACGAUGGGCCCGAUGGCCGUGAUAGCCGUCAUGGUGUCGACCCUGACGGCCCCCAAGCUGAGAGGGAUGGGCGCCCUUGCUCGGACGAGGAGGAAGAAUCGUUGGAGGAUAACAGGCGGAAGAAGAGAAAGCCACCUCCAAAGCCAGCAGCUCCAUGGGAAGUUCGAGAGCAUCCAGAGGCUCCAGGAGAGUUCUACUACCUGAACAUGGAAACGGGCGACACGACCUGGGAAAGGCCGGCAGGGAACGAUGCCAAGCCGUCCGCGCCUCCUCCAUGGCGAGUUCUUGAGCAUCCGGAGGCACCAGGAGAAUUCUACUAUCUCAACGAGGACACCGGUGAGACCUGCUGGGAUUUGCCAGAAGGUGUAGUGAUACAUUCAAGGACGUGUUGGAAGGGUCCACUAGGGAUUGCUUCAGCAGGAGUCGUUUAA
Symbiodinium necroappetens is the source of this 1401-nucleotide messenger RNA. The record is from the annotation of a GenBank genome assembly. NCBI's taxonomy places the organism in Eukaryota, Dinophyceae, Suessiales, Symbiodiniaceae.